AUGGAUUAACAGCGUUCAUCACUUUGUGUCAGUUUGCAUAACGUAGAGUUUGCAAAGGAUUAUCAUUACUUCAUUACUGUAUAAUUAAAUGUAGAUGGGGAGAAGAAAAGAACCGACGUGAGUGCCUAAGUAGCAGCACCAGUAUUUGCAGCGAGUACUUUUAUAAUACCACUUUCGAAUUUUAAAUUGGACAUUAACGAUUACUUGCACUUCGAAGCAUAUGUUGUAACCGAUCGUGAAUAAGGACGUGGACCUGAACUAGACAAUUAGGGUUAAGCAAGGUUAUUAGGGGAGUGUAUAUUGAAGUUGGGUGAUUUCACAGGUCCAUUGACAGACAUAAGUGGAACAGGGGUGAGAUAACACUUGAAAUUUGUUCGUCGAAAUGAUAAGUAAGUGACAGUGGGAAGAUUCAUUGUAAAUCUUAAAUUAGUAGGAGAACAAAUAAUCCCAAUAAAUGAUGAGAAACCAUUAGAAUCAGAUGAGAUAUUCCAACCUCUCCCAGCAUCAGAUCCAUUCAUGAGUUUUACAUGGAGAUUAAGAGUAGAUAUUAGGGCUUGUAUGGAUAUGCCUUUACAUCGUGAUUCUCAGUCUGGACUACCUAGGGGCUUUGUGAAAUUGGGCUGGUCAUAAUAUGAUAAUCAACCUCCAUCUGAACAUCAUAUGCAUUUAACAAAAAUAAGAGAUUAAAAUAGACAUCCGAUUUGGAACUAGCAAUUUUUGAUCCCAAAUCCAUAAACAGUGACAACUCUGGAUGGGUAUUUAUAUCUUAGUUUGGUGGAUGAUAUUGGAUAGAGAGAAAUCGAGAGUGUUUAUUUUCCAAUCUCGUAAAUGAGACCCUUCUAACCAAUGAACUUUGAAUUACAAUUUAAAUAUGCAGAAUAUGAGGCUAGACCUAGAUUGUAUAUGUCAAUCACUUUGGAAAUGGCUGAUAAACAGAAGUUCUUAGAUGAAUUAAUCGACAUCAUCGUAAAGAUGGUUCAUUAUGAUCCAUUGCCAUAUGCAAGUAGGACUAACUUGAUUAUGACUCUAAACCAAACCAAAAUUAAAGAAGUGCCGUAUUCAGUAAUAGAUUUGAAGGGUGCCCCAACUUUGGCUCAAGCCUUAAGUAAUGCUCAAUCCGAUGUGUUUAUAUCUUCGAUAAUGAAGAUUCCACCACAUAAGGCUGAUAAAGUGUAUAAUGCAGUAGCAGUCUUUACACUGCCCAAAUCUUAAUUUGGAAGUAUUCUUUAUGUUGAUCUUAAUAGAGUGGAAUUGCAUUCUAUUUAGCCACUAGAGAUGACACUAUCUAAUCUAUGCAUUCAAUGCCAAAUGGAAUAGUCGGAUAUUCAGAAAUAAUUGAUGAUUGGCUCCGAAAGUUAUAUUAUUCCAAGGAGAAGAAGCAAGCAUUUUUCCCGAUCACUUGGUCUGAUGAAUCCAAACAAAGGCCAAUUGACUUGUAUGGAAGCUGGAGACAAUCCUGCAAUAAGUAGGGUCUCAUCAUCAAAGAAAUCUACACGAUUAGUACCCAGAACACCAGAUAUGAAAGCUUUGGCUGAAAAUGUUUCAGGAGCAGAUAGAUCAAAGUGGGAUAUCUUGUCAAAGGAACUUUCGCAAAAAUAAGAAAUGAUUCAUAGAUUAAUGAAGGAAGUAGAUGAUAAAACAGAGAGUCUUAAAAUUACAGGAACUGAAAUUGUCGAUUUAAGAAGACAAGUUAAAUUAUUAUAGAGUGAAAAUUCUAUUCUACGAAAGCGUUUAGCCCAUGAGGAGUCUCUUGAAAUCUAAUCUAUUAUAACCAAGGAGAUUGCUGUUAUGUCUAUGGAAGAAUUAAGACAAAAGAUAAUUAAAGUUGCUCAAGCUUAUCGAAAUGAAAGAGUAAGAAAUGAAGAAUUUGAAAAAGCUUUGAAAACUGCUUAAAAAGACAUUGCUUCAGCAAGACAACUUGAAGUAGAAUUGGAGUCUUUAUAAAGAGUUCAUUAAGAGAAUGCCAAGAAAAUGUUGGUCAUGCAAUAAGAAAUCUAAAAGGUUGGUGUUUAUAAAGAGGCUGUAAAGAAAUAAGAAACUGUGAUAUCAAAAUUAGAAAAAUUAAUGGAAACUUCACUAAAAGAUGCUUAAAAAGCAAGAUAAGCACAAUUAGAGGUUGAAUAACUCAAGAGCGAAAAUCUCAACUUACAGAAAUAAUUAAAAGGUAUUGUAUAUGGAGAGGACAUUGGAGAGUUAGAACGUUAUAAAUAAGAAUGUUAGAGGUUAGAGAAAAUUGUUGCCAAUAUGAAGGAAGAGUUGAGAAAUAAGAGACCUGUAAGUAAUAGUGGAGCUGAUUGGGAAUAAGAUAAAAUGGAAUUGGAAGUCAAAUUGCAUAAAGCCAAUGCUAGAAUAGAGGCUUUGCAAGAUGAAAUGACUUAUAAUGCAAAGAAUUAUGCUAAGGAAAUAGCAUAAUUGAAAUUAAUAAUUGCAGAGAAACAAGCAUUGUUAGACUCUUUGACGAUGGGUGGAUAAUGA
Molecule: messenger RNA, 2475 nt
Organism: Paramecium tetraurelia
Lineage: Eukaryota; Ciliophora; Oligohymenophorea; Peniculida; Parameciidae
Exons: 4
Cellular component (GO): peroxisome
Source: RefSeq, a predicted model, not a curated record